GCCUUUUGUUUUGUUAUAUUAUUUUUGUUUAUUAGUUGAAAGUGGUUAAUACUUUGAAUAUUAAUAUUUUUAUAUGAAUUAGUUCUUGGUGUUAUAAGUAGAAUGUUGUUCUUUAACAGAUUAGCACAGUUCACAUUCAGGAGAUCGAUUCAUAUUACUUCUAAACUAGCCAGCAGCAGCAUGGUUACUGACGGAAAUACAAUACUGGCUGAAAGCCUGAAGAAACAGGGUGUCGAAUAUGUAUUUGGAAUUGUUGGUAUUCCUGUCAUUGAAACAGCAAUGGCUUUCCAAGCUGCAGGAUUAAAAUAUAUUGGCAUGAGAAAUGAACAGGCCGCAUGUUAUGCUGCUCAAGCUGUUGGUUAUCUAACAGGCAAACCAGGAGUAUGUUUAGCAGUCUCAGGACCUGGUCUACUGCACUGCAUUGGUGGUAUGGCCAAUGCACAAGUCAACUGCUGGCCCCUAUUAGUCAUAGCAGGCUCUUGUCCAGAAGACCAUGAGGGUAUUGGAGGAUUUCAGGAAUGGCCUCAAGUGGAUUCUAGUCGUAUGUACUGCAAGUAUGCGGCACGGCCACCAUCUGCCAAGCUGAUCCCCCUGCACGUGGAGCGCGCCGUCCGCCACGCUAGCGUCGGCAGGCCCGGUGUCUCCUAUCUCGACAUGCCCGGCACUUUACUCAAUGCUGAAGUAGAUGAGGACAAAGUGCCAGACUUCUACAGUGCAGAACCUGUGAAGCUAGCUCACCCUAACCCAGCUUUGGUCUCUCAAGCAGCAGAUUUAUUGGCGAAAGCUGAGCGUCCUCUAAUAAUAGUGGGCAAAGGAUCGGCAUAUGGACACGCAGAAGUAGCCAUUACUAACUUAGUGGAAAAAACCAAGAUCCCGUUCCUGCCUACACCAAUGGGCAAAGGUGUGGUACCAGACGAGUCUCAGUACUGCGUAUCGACGGCCCGUACGCAAGCCUUACUGAAGGCGGACGUGAUCUUACUGUUGGGCGCUCGCCUCAACUGGAUGCUGCACUUCGGACAAACGCCCAGAUACGCGCCUGACGUCAAAAUCAUCCAGGUGGAUAUUAGCCCAGAAGAGUUCCACAAUAGCAUUAAAUCCGAAGUGCCGGUGCAUUCAGACAUCAAACCUUUCGUUGAGGCCCUCUCACGUAAUCUGGAAAAAAAGAAAUUCUCGUUGCAAGUCGCUACCAAUAAAUGGUGGCAAACACUACAGCUCAAACAGAAAGCUAACAUCGAGUUUGUUGAGGCUCAAGCUAACGACAAGAGCGUCCCGUUGAAUUACUAUGCAGUUUUCAAGGCCGUACAAGCAAAUAUUCCCCGGGACUCUAUAAUUGUGAGCGAAGGCGCCAACACUAUGGACAUCGGCCGCGGAAUUCUUCUCAAUAACCGACCGAGACAUCGUCUUGACGCUGGCACGUUCGGCACUAUGGGGGUUGGGCCCGGGUUCGCCAUCGCAUCGGCUAUGUGGUGUAGAGACUACGCUCCCGACAAACGAGUCAUAUGCGUCGAGGGUGAUUCAGCAUUUGGAUUUUCCGGUAUGGAAAUAGAAACAAUGUUCCGCUACAAGUUGCCAGUGAUUAUCGUUAUAGUGAACAACAACGGUAUCUACGGUGGAUUCGACAAGGAAACCAUGCAGGAUCUGCAGUCGAGCGGCGAUCCUACUCAGUGCACUCCACCAACCUCAUUGUCUUGUGAAGUCCGUUAUGAAAAGAUGAUGGAAUUGUUUGGUGAGAGCGGUCAUUUCUGUCGCACUGUUGAAGAAAUAGAAGCCGCACUGAAGAAAGCUGUAGCCACUACAGAUAGGCCGAGCAUAAUCAAUAUUGCCAUCAGCCCGCAGGCCAAUAGAAAGCCACAGACAUUCAACUGGCUUACAGAGUCCAAACUAUAAAUAAUAAGACCAAAAAUUAUUUAAAUGGUGCUGAGUUCUAUGCUGUUAUGACAAUUGUAUUAAAAUGUGAUGGGC
Chilo suppressalis (striped riceborer) is the source of this 1962-nucleotide messenger RNA. NCBI's taxonomy places the organism in Eukaryota, Metazoa, Arthropoda, Insecta, Lepidoptera, Crambidae. The record is from the annotation of a GenBank genome assembly.